Aspergillus glaucus CBS 516.65 is the source of this 984-nucleotide messenger RNA. RefSeq names its product alpha/beta hydrolase. Gene Ontology annotation, molecular function: palmitoyl-(protein) hydrolase activity. Bases 1 to 984 code for a protein of 327 amino acids. Gene Ontology annotation, cellular component: membrane. NCBI's taxonomy places the organism in Eukaryota, Fungi, Ascomycota, Eurotiomycetes, Eurotiales, Aspergillaceae. The transcript has 2 exons. The record is from RefSeq and is a predicted model, not a curated record.
AUGAUCACCCUCCAGAACAGACUUAUCUACAUGCCGAAUAUCCCGCCGUUUUCACGGUCGGAGACUAUCGAUGAUUAUGCGGGGCAAUGCCGACCUGUGCAGUGGACAGAGGAUUCGCUAGCUACGGGUGAUGGGGUGAGGAUUUCGUUGGCUGUUGGGGCGAUUCCGAGGGAUGAAGAUGCACGGGGUGAUGGUGUGGAAAAUGGAGGGGAGGAUGUGGUGGUUUUGUAUUUUCAAGGAAACGCGGCUUCGCUUCCACCAAGAUUACCAUAUCUUUCAAAGGUCAUGAAAAUGGCAGAUAGAGAUGGUAUGCUCAGUGUUACAAAUGGACCAAGGAAGAAUAUUACCAUCGUGGCAGUCUCAUAUCGCGGCUACUGGACGUCAACGGGCAGCCCGUCGCAGAAGGGGAUUGAGCAAGAUGCGGAUGCUGCGUUGUCAUGGGUUCUGGAGAGAUACUUUCCUCAUGAUUCUCUGCGACGUCGACGUCGGAAACUGAUGAUAUGGGGCCAGAGUAUCGGCGCAGGCGUAGCUACUAAUCUCACGGCGAACUACCUGCACGAUCCGCAUGCAUACCGAGCACAGUCACAACCCGAGCCACAGAAUGAAAGCGUAGCCCUCUCCGGCCUAAUCCUCGAAACCCCCUUCACAAACAUGCGCGAUCUCCUCUUCGCCUUCUACCCCCAAAAAUGGCACCCAUAUCGCUACCUAAGCCCAUUCGUCCGCUCCCACUGGGACAGCCUCCAAGCAACACAACGCAUCGCAGAAGCCCCAGCAGACCACAAACGGCCUAUGAUCAUCAUGCUGGAGGCUGGUGCCGAUGAAGUGGUCCCGGCGGGUAACCCAGAGCAGCUGGAGAGACAUUGCAGAGAGCUGGGGUUGGAUGUAGAACGCAAGGUUAUUAGGAAUGCGCUGCAUUCGGGUGUUCUUGCGAAGAGGGAUGGGCAGGUUUUGGUUGCACAGUUUUUGAGAGAUGAUAAUACAUAG